AUGGAUAUCAACGAGUCGUACGAGUUCAGGCAGGAAAAACACGACGCAGCUCUAAAGCAAGUUUUCAUCAGCCAGGCGAUAGACGACGACACACUGAGACAUGCGGAGAUAUGUGGAGGGUCCAGAGGUCGAAGGUUUCUGAUCGUUCUGGGAUGUUUGAUUCUGGCCAUACUGACGACGUUCAGGGAACACGAGAAGGUGUCUGCACACUGGCUGGUCAUACUGGAAACGUUCGCCAUCUUCAUCUUCGGAGCGGAGUUUGGACUGAGAGUCUGGGCUGCAGGAUGCUGCUGUCGCUACAAAGGAUGGAGGGGGAGGUUGAAGUUCGCUCGCAAACCUCUCUGCAUCCUGGACAUCUUCGUUCUGAUUGCCUCGGUGCCGGUGGUGGCCGUGCGUAACCAGGGCAAUGUGUUGGCCACGUCCCUGCGCAGCCUGCGCUUCCUGCAGAUCCUGCGCAUGCUGCGUAUGGACCGGAGAGGAGGAACCUGGAAGCUGCUGGGCUCCGCCAUCUACGCUCACAGCAAGGAGCUGAUCACUGCCUGGUACAUCGGCUUCCUCUCUCUGAUCCUGGCGUCUUUCCUGGUCUACCUGGUGGAGAAGGACGACAUAUCCAUGGACGUGUCCAACCACGAUAAUCCCACUGCUCAGCCCAAAACGCAGGACUUCGACACCUACGCCGACGCACUGUGGUGGGGGCUGAUCACUCUGACCACCAUCGGAUACGGGGACAAAACCCCAAAGACAUGGGCUGGGAGGCUGUUAGCCGGCACUUUUGCUCUGAUUGGAGUGUCUUUCUUCGCCUUGCCUGCAGGGAUCCUGGGUUCAGGUCUGGCUCUGAAAGUCCAGGAGCAGCACAGACAGAAGCACUUUGAGAAGCGCAGACAUCCAGCCGCCGGGCUCAUCCAGUCUGCCUGGAGAUAUUAUUCCACCAAUCCAAUCAGGGACGACCUCAUUGCCACGUGGAGAUUUUAUGAAACUAUCAUCUCUCUUCCCUGUUUCAGGAAGGAUCACUUGGAGGCCAUCGCGAGCCAAAAAAUGAGUUUACUAGAACGUGUACGCCUUCCCAAUGCACGGACAUCAGUGGGGACGGUGAAGAAGCUCACAGGCAAUGCCGACGCCAUCGAGGAAAGUCCGUCGAAGGAGCCCAAACCAGCUGGUUUCAGCAAUCGGGAACGCUUCCGCACUGCCUUUCGCAUGAAGGCCCACACACUCCGCCAGAGCUCCGAAGAUUCUGGAGCCCUGGCAGAACCUGCCUUAGAGGAGCGGGGAUUCCCACCAGACAUCCUCAUGGAAGAGAUGAUCCCCACGCUGAAACUGGUCAUCAGGGCAGUCAGGAUCAUGCAAUUCCUCUUAAACAAGAAGCGUUUUAAGGAGACUCUGAGGCCUUAUGAUGUCAAAGAUGUGAUAGAGCAGUACUCUGCUGGACACCUGGACAUGCUCUGUAGAAUAAAAUACCUCCAGACAAGGAUCGACAUGAUACUCGCCCCUGGAGCCCCACUCACCCCCAAACAGAAGAAAAAUCCGAAACCGCCGUUUACCUACCCAUCCAGUCAGUCGCCCAGGCAUGAGACCUACCUAGCCAAAGCAGCCUCCAUGCCAGAUGCGGAAGAUCAAAGCAUGAUGGGUAGAUUUGUCAGAGUGGAAAGACAGGUGGAGGACAUGGAGAAGAAGUUGGACUUCCUGGUGGAUAUGCACAUCCAGCACACUGAGCACCUACAGGUGGACUCUAAUGGCGCAGCUCGAAUGACCCUGGAGACCUGUGACCCUACGGGGAACGGUGAGAUCCGUCGGGUUUUCUUGAACUACUCUGAGGCAUUCCCGCACAUGUCGUACCAGAUGCCUGUCAGCAAGCUGAAUCCAUAUCACGGCAGAGGAAGAGGCAGUGCGGAUGGAACAGGAUUUGCUGGUGGAAGCAAUGAUCCUUCAGACCAUCAACCGCCAACGUCACACCUCCACCAACGCCACCCUCCAGCUGCCAUUCCCACCUACACCGAGCGUCCCACAGUGCUGCCCAUCAGUUCCCUGCAUGACUUGUCAGUGGGGCCAGGCAGGACCACAGGGGGGCGGGGGGCUGACUCGCCACUCUCCAUGCUAUCGGUGAACCACGAGGAACUGGAGCGCUCGCCAAGCGGGUUCAGUAUCUCUGGGGAACGGGAGGGGGAGGAAGGGGAAGACUUGUCAAUGGGGGCUAGGCCAGGUACUGGUGACACCAGCUGGACAAGACCCAGACCGAGCUACCUAGCGGAAGGGGAGACAGACACGGACACAGACCCAUUUACGCCCAGUGGAGGGCCCCUGCCUCUUUCCUCCACAGGGGAGGGAUUUGGUGACGCUGUGUGGACCACGCCGCCGUGA
Labrus bergylta (ballan wrasse) is the source of this 2355-nucleotide messenger RNA. The record is from RefSeq and is a predicted model, not a curated record. NCBI's taxonomy places the organism in Eukaryota, Metazoa, Chordata, Actinopteri, Labriformes, Labridae.